This is a messenger RNA of Durio zibethinus, 1370 nucleotides long. The record is from RefSeq and is a predicted model, not a curated record. Lineage: Eukaryota; Viridiplantae; Streptophyta; Magnoliopsida; Malvales; Malvaceae.
AUGGUGACAGAAAAGAGGUUGGCAACACCCUUAUCAAGAGAUGAGCUGAUCGAUUUCAUGCAAUCAGUCGUUUUGAAUGAACAACAACAUGAAAUGGAUCCAUUUUACGUGCUUGAUUUGGGUGUUGUCAACUCCCUGGUUGACACAUGGACUCGUAAUCUUCCAAUGGUUCAACCAUUCUAUGCUGUAAAGUGCAAUCCCAGCCCCGCUUUCCUCAAAGAAAUGGCAGCUCUGGGCACUGGCUUUGAUUGUGCAAGCCGUGCUGAGAUUGAGACCAUUUUGUCUCUAGGGGUUUCACCUGAUCGGAUCGUUUUUGCGAACACAUGCAAACCCGAGUCUCACAUCAAGUAUGCUGCUAAAGUUGGUGUUAACUUAACUACUUUCGAUUCCAAGUGUGAGCUCGAAAAGAUUAAAAAAUGGCAUCCGAAAUGCGCCCUGUUGAUCCGAAUCAAAAUCCCGGAAACUAGUGGUGCGACACUUCAAUUCGGUUCCAAAUUCGGUGCACUCCCUGAGGAAAUCGUUUCUCUUCUCCAAGCAGCUCAAGCUGCACAUCUCAAAGUUGUGGGUGUCUCAUUCCAUAUUGGUAGCAGAGCCAUUAACUUCCUUGCAUUUGAAGAUGCCAUAGCUGCAGCUAAGACAACAUUUGAAGCAGCAGCCCAACUUGGCCUGCCUAAAAUGCAUAUCCUGGACAUUGGCGGAGGCUUCACAUCAGGUCCAAAGUUUAUUGAAGCAGCCUCAGCAGUGAAAGUUGCUCUACAAAAAUAUUUCCCUAAUGAGCCUGCUGGCUUCACAAUUAUAGCAGAACCUGGUCGUUUCUUCGCAAAAACGCCGUUCACAUUAGCUACAAGCGUUAUAGGGAAGCGAGUUAGGGAUGGCAUCAAAGAGUAUUGGAUCAAUGAUGGGAUCUGGGGGUCUAUGAGCUUUUUGAAAUAUGACCAUGAUGAUGUGAUUUGCUCUCCUCUAGCCAACUGUGGCAGCAACAAAACCACCACAUUCAAAGGGCUUAAGACAUAUGAUUCCAAAGUUUUUGGACCGACAUGUGAUCCUCAAGAUAUGGUUUUGGAAGGUUACCAGCUGCCAGAACUGGGCGUGAACGACUGGCUGAUCUUUCAUAACAUCGGUGCAUAUAGCUCUUCUUGUGGGAAUGAUUUCAAUGGGUUCAAAACCUCAGCCAUUCCAACUUAUCCAGCCAUAUCUGAUAAAAAAUAAUCCCCUAAAAGUGGUUGGGCAUUGCUAGCUCCUCUAUAGUGUCACAUUAAUUAGCUCUCAAGUCUACUGCAAUAAGUGAUUAUGAUUUGCUUUCUGAGAAGAGGUUUUUGUCCUCUUUCUCUUACGAAAGUUUAGGACUGCUUCAUUAUCUAUGGCUACCU